Molecule: messenger RNA, 510 nt
Organism: Arachis duranensis
Lineage: Eukaryota; Viridiplantae; Streptophyta; Magnoliopsida; Fabales; Fabaceae
Exons: 3
Coding region: 1-510 (169 amino acids)
Source: RefSeq, a predicted model, not a curated record
AUGGAGCAAGGUGCAAGUGUGGGGAAACCCUCUGAGCUUACUGAAGAUACCUUGCCACCACAAAUAGCUCCAGAUGAUAAAGUGCCUAGCCAUGAGCAGAAAAUGGAGUUGAAGCCCCUUCUAUCCCACCUCAAUGAAUGGGUCAGCCCAGUACAGGUGGUACAAAAGAAAUCUGGCAUCACAACAGUGAAGAAUGAGCAUGGGAAACUCAUUGCAACUACGGUGCAGAACUCUUGGAUGGUGUGCAUUGAUUAUAGGCGUCUCAACCAGGCAACCUGCAAGGAUCACUACCCACUGCCUUUCAUCGAUCAGAUGCUUAAUCGCCUGUCAGGACACGUUGUUUCUAAUACUAGUAUUUCAGUUGAUCCAGCAAAGGUAGAUGUCAUUUCUGGUUUAGCUUACCCCUCCUCCGUGAGGGAAGUCCACUCGUUUUUUGGUCAUGCAGGUUUCUACCGGCGAUUUAUUAAGGACUUCAGUAAGGUAGCACUGGUUUUAUCCCGAGUGCUGUAG